AUGAAGAAGAAGAGCCAGAAGUCAAUAAAUAAGCAAGUUGCCCUCUGCGGUCCACAGUCUCACAGAUCAGAAGAUCUUACAAUGUUGGAUGGAGGAGAGUAUGCCCCUUUUGUUUCUCUUCCCGUGCUAGAGAGCAAUUUUAUUCAGGUCAACAGGAGAGGUGAAUCCAUUUACCUUCAUAACCGAGCCAACUGGGUGACCGUCGGCAUGUGUUCUUCCAGUCCCACUCACAAGAUCCCCAAUGUGAUGCUGCUGGCAUACCUAACGCCUGCUGCUCAAAAAGGUUCAGGAGCCCUCUUUAAAAGCCUGCUGGAAUCUCCCUCUACAGAGAAGCUGGUGCUCACCAGGUUUCUCCCUCUUCAGUUUGUGACUCUUUCUGUGCACGAUGCUAAGAAAAUGUGCCUCAAAGUAAAGCUAGUAAGUGGCCGGGUCUACUACUUACAGCUCUGCGCCCCUGCCUAUAAACAGGAUGCCUUAUUUUCCCAAUGGCUGGACCUCAUCUCCCUCUUGAGUCAGGAGAAAGCCAAGGUGUCCGAAGUGUCAGAGAUCUCAAGCCUGUCAGAAAUCACAGGCUCCAGGGACAUCAUGGAUAUUACAGGGCUCACAGCUCUACAGACCCUGCACAGGUACACAUACGCAGACAACAUACAUGUCAUGGAAAGCAUAGACUUCUCAGAAAUCACAGAUGUCACCGAUAUCACUGAUGUCACAGAUGUUCCAGAAAAUGAGGUCCCAGAAGUCCCAGAUGUAAGAAUUGUCACAGAAGUCACAGAAGUCAUAGAAGCAACAGAAGUCUCAGAUAACUCUGAUGCCACAAACUUCUCAGGGGUCACAGUGGUAUUUGAAAAUGAUGACAUAAUAAGGGCCAAGCAAGAGGAACAGGAAAAUGUUCUGAAGCACGGGUGUCUACAGGAUACAAAAAUGAAGAAUGAGAUCAAAGAUUCCCCAAAAUGUCUCACCAUCUCAAAUGUAACACUGACUUUCCAAGGUGAAAGAUGCUUUCAGACUACGUUGACUCCUGUGAAAAGUGAGGAAAACUUAUCCAAAGAGAAGUCUGAUAAAAACUGUGAAGAAAAGACGACUGAUUUUAAAAACACUGCUCUCAAGGCUACAGAACCCAGGUACGUGAGGCAGGAAAGCGUGUGGGCAUUCCUAGUGUGCAGAAAUGAAACAGGCAGGUGCUUCGAAGUCCUGGGACUUGGGCAUUUGUCCCCAAAGAUAAUGCAGACAACUCCUAAUUAUGCACAUUCGGCUCACCCUUGGUCAGCUUUCAUUUCCACACCAGAUUAUUCCACACCUCAGUGUUCGGCUGUGGGCCUGUGCUGA
Messenger RNA from Castor canadensis (American beaver), 1326 nucleotides. The record is from RefSeq and is a predicted model, not a curated record. Lineage: Eukaryota; Metazoa; Chordata; Mammalia; Rodentia; Castoridae.